Molecule: messenger RNA, 935 nt
Organism: Aspergillus novofumigatus IBT 16806
Lineage: Eukaryota; Fungi; Ascomycota; Eurotiomycetes; Eurotiales; Aspergillaceae
Product: palmitoyltransferase YKT6
Exons: 4
Coding region: 26-613 (195 amino acids)
Biological process (GO): endoplasmic reticulum to Golgi vesicle-mediated transport
Cellular component (GO): Golgi apparatus; membrane
Molecular function (GO): SNAP receptor activity
Source: RefSeq, a predicted model, not a curated record
AUCACAGCUACCCCAGUCCGUCAAAAUGAAGAUUGUCUACAUCGGAAUCUUACAAAAUGCCCAGCAACCCGCUGUGGAGCUCUGCGCUGAGCGCGAGCUCAGCAGCUACUCCCGGUUCACUCGGGGUAGCAUCAGCGAGUUCAUGACCAUGUUCAGCAAGACCGUUGCCGAACGCACAAAACAGGGCCAGAGACAGGAUAUUCAGGAGCAGGACUUUACAUUCCACGUCUACGCCCGAACCCAAGGCAUCGCCGGUGUCAUCAUCAGCGAUAACGAGUACCCCUCCCUCGCAGCGCAUCAGAUCCUUUCCAAAAUCCUCGAUGAGUUCCUGUCCCAGAAUCCCACCGCCGCGACCUCGCGGAACCCCGUUCCCUUCCCUCAGCUGCGAACAUACAUUACGACCUACCAGAACCCCCAGGAGGUGGACAGUAUCAUGAAGAUUCAAAAGGAGUUGGAUGAGACCAAGAUCGUGCUACAUAAGACUAUUGAGAGUGUUCUGGAACGAGGAGAGAAGAUCGACGAUCUGGUCUCCAAGAGCGAGGGGCUGAGCGCUCAGAGCAAGAUGUUCUACACGUCCGCGAAGAAGCAGAACUCAUGCUGUGUGAUUAUGUAGGGUGGUGCACAAACGGGUUGAAGGAAAGCGAAGGUUGUGAAUAUUCGACACGUUGGUGUCCAAGGGUGGAAGUCCAUACAGGCAGACCUGUUGUUGCAGAUAUCGGCGUUUUGAUCCGGGGACAUGGGCUUGGAUUUUCGCCUAUUUGCUAUGUGCUCAUUGUUUUGUUGGGGAGACUAGAGGCUGGAUGCAUACCAGCCUGGUCUGAUAGAUCUCGCGAUACUUGAUAAAUUAGGCUGCCACUCACUCAAGCGCUGGAUCAAGUUGCUACUGCUGAAACCAUUUGUUUAAUCAAUGACCAUCAGAAUGCUGUUAUCUUGUU